This is a messenger RNA of Lathyrus sativus (Indian pea), 1542 nucleotides long. The record is from the annotation of a GenBank genome assembly. NCBI's taxonomy places the organism in Eukaryota, Viridiplantae, Streptophyta, Magnoliopsida, Fabales, Fabaceae.
AUGUCGUCUACUUUGCUGGAAGUGACUCGGGCAGCACACGAGGAGGUGGAGAGGUUGGAGAGAUUGAUAGUGAAGGAUCUCCAGAAUGAGCCUACAUCCAACAAGGAUCGUUUGUUUCAGAGCCACCGCGUUAGGAAUAUGAUAGACACCAUCACCUCGACCACCGAAAGACUUGUUGAGAUUUACGACGAUAAAGACAGUGCUAGGAAGGAUGAGAUUGCUGCAUUGGGAGGACAAACUGCUACUGGAAUUAAUGUUUUCAGCGCCUUCUACGAUAGACUCAAAGAGAUACGAGAGUAUCAUAGGAAGCAUCCGGUUGCACGUGUUGUUGAUGCUAAUGACGACACUGAAGCUCUUCUUAAAGAGGAACCUCAAAUUGAGUUCAGCGGAGAGGAAGCUUUUGGUCGAUACUUAGACAUGCAUGAAUUAUACCAUCAGUAUGUCAAUUCCAAAUUUGGAGAGCCAAUUGAGUAUUCUGCAUACCUUGAUGUUUUUUCUGAAACAGAUAAGAUUCCACGCAAAAUGAAAACGACCAGGCAAUACAGGGAGUACCUGGAGAAUCUUUUGGAGUAUCUGAUAUAUUUUUUCCAGCGGACAGAACCCCUGCAAGAUCUUGAUCGAAUCUUUUCAAAGGUCACAAAUGAGUUCGAAGAAAAUUGGGCUACUGGAACGGUACAUGGAUGGGAGAAUGUCAAUCAGGAGAAUGGACAUGUACCUACUCAGCACACUGCAAUUGAUCUUGAUUAUUACAGUACAGUUGAAGAGCUUAUGGAAGUGGGUCCUGAAAGGUUAAAAGAGGCACUGGCUGCACUGGGACUUAAAACAGGCGGCACUGUUCAGCAACGUGCAGAGAGGCUCUUCCUCACCAAGCACACACCUCUUGAAAAGUUGGACAAGAAGCAUUUUACCAAAGGGGCGCGUGGUUUAGGAAAAAGCGGGGUGGCUGCUGCUCCACAAGAAGGAAAUUUAAAACAAGAAAAUUUGAGAGAAGUUGCAUUAAUGGAGGCCAAAAUGAAUAGACUGUGUGAUUUGUUAGAUGAGACAAUUGUUCGAACAAAAGACAAUGUUGUAAAGAAGCAAGCCCUAACUUACGAGGAAAUUGAAGCAGAACGUGAGGAGGAAGAGACACAAGAGGACUCUGAAAGUGAAGAUGAUGAACAGCAGAUUUAUAAUCCCUUAAAAUUACCAAUGGGAUGGGAUGGGAAGCCUAUACCUUAUUGGCUGUAUAAGUUACAUGGUCUGGGUCAGGAAUUUAAGUGUGAGAUAUGUGGGAAUUACAGUUAUUGGGGGCGCCGUGCUUUUGAGCGACAUUUUAAAGAAUGGCGUCAUCAACAUGGGAUGCGGUGCCUCGGUAUACCAAAUACAAAGAAUUUCAAUGAAAUAACAUCAAUCGAGGAAGCAAAGGAACUCUGGAAGAAGAUACAGCAGAGACAAGGAGUUAACAAGUGGCGCCCAGAUCUAGAGGAAGAGUACGAAGACAAAGAAGGCAACAUCUAUAAUAAGAAGACAUACACUGAUUUACAGCGCCAGGGACUGAUAUAA